AUGGCGUUCUUGUAUGGUGUUCUUGAUGCGGUGAAAAACGAAAAUGAAGUGACAACUUAUGAUACAGAUAAGAGUAAAGACAUUAAUACAGUUAUUAAGAAAUUAGAAGAUAAUAUUGGCUCCGGGCGUACUGGGCUUGCGGCGUCUGUCGACGCGGUGAGGGGGUGGUUGGAGGGGUAUGAAGGUGAAGUAAGGGAGAAAACAGGCAACGUAAUUAUCGAAUUAUCAUGGCUUCAAGACCAUUUAUCAGGUAAGUAUUUUAACAGAAUUCAUUUUUCGCAGAAACUGGAAGAGCAACUGGAGAAGUGGAAGACUACGCUAGGGGACAUUGAACAAGAUGUCACUCAUAUUGAAUCUAUUGUUAAUAUGUUAGAUAGUAACUUAAAAACUACAUUGAUGCAUGAGACAAAAGUAAUUAAGAAAUCUGUGCAGGUGUUGAAGAAGAGUGCCCAGUCUGAGUCGUUAAUGGGCCAGGUGCGGUUUGUAGAUGAGGCUCUAGUAAAUGAAAAAACCUUAUUAGAUAGGCAUAUUGAAGAUGAAUGCCAUAAGGUAAAGCAGAAGUUAAAGGCGGAAUUUUGGAAGAUGUCUAGUGAAAUAAAUAAUAUGCACAAGAAUCGGUGGAUGCACUUUAAGAAAAUUAAUGAGAAUAUAGACAUCGCUAAAAAGUUCUUAGACAAUGACUUCGAAAAUAAUUAUACUAGCAAAAUCUUAGGUAUGUUGCACGAGAUAAAAAUGGCCGUUAGCAAUAUUCAUGGCAAUUUAAUGUCAGAUAAGGCAAUGCUAUUGCAGUUGGUUAGCAGCGCACAGGAGAAUUUUGUUGAGAUACAAAAUGGAGUUGGAACAAGUGAAAGUUCACCGGGUAGCAUAUAUGAGCAAUGGGGGCAGAUGAAACUCAAGAUUGCGAAACUGGUUGGUCAGAUUAUUGGUGAUGGGCAACAGAAUAAUGAUGGAAUCCCCAACAAUGAAGGUCUGACACAAAUUCAAAAAGGUAUCAUUGAGUUUGCGAAUGGGUUCAAGGAAGAGGCGGUACAGGAAUUUCUAGCAAAAUGGAUUGCAGAAUUGGUAGAAGACGGGGUCGGUUACGGUAAGAUAUAUGCAUACGUUACUAACAACGAAUCAAAGUUAAAGGGAGUUACAAAACCCGAGAAAACUGGCAAUAUUAGAGAUGCAAUCAAGCGAAGUCUCUCAGGAUUCAUUUCGAGCGAUAUUCGCAGUGCUGCUCAGGAAACGUUCCGAGGUGUUAGUGUCACGAAUAUUGGUGCAACAUUCGAGAAAUUUGCAAAUCAGGUAGAUAAUAAUCUUACGAAAGGAGUGAAUUCAUCGAUUGAAUUGGCCGUAAAAGCGAUUGUAGUGGACGUGAAAAGCGGUAAUCACCAUCAAGAACCCGAUCUCACAGAGGUUGUUAAGGACAUUCUCAAAUUACUUGUAACAAGAUUUAAGCAAGUUGCAACCGAACUAAGCAAAUUUGUCACAGCCUCUAAAAUGGGAAACUUAAGAAAGAUUAUAGCACAUGUAGAAUCUGUUGGUCAGGAAUUUAAAGGCGGUAAUGGAGACUACGCUAAACAAAUCACUAGUCACUUGGAAACACUGAAAACGAAGAUUGAAACUCUCGGAAAUUUGUUAGGAAAAAAUAUAGGAGGCAACGGUUCACUUCAAAAUAGAAUAAAUAGCGAAUCAAACGGACUGCAGAGUGUGCUUAAAGAACUUGAAACUCUAUUGAAAGAUGAUUUCGGCGUAGGUCAUGACGUCGUAAUUAAUGCGAAAAGAAGCGCGGCAGAGGAAAAUAUGAAGGCGUUGAAAACGGCACUUAGUGAACGGCUUGAUACCAUCCAACAAACUGUAUCCCAAUGCAACAAAGAAUUAAUAAACUCCGUAAAAUCAAUCCGAGAUGCGCUAAAUGCAUCACACGAAAAAAAUAAAGAAGCGAUUAACGCACUGAAGGAAUCGACCGGCCAAAAAGUUCAAGCGGCAUUCACGCAACUGACGAACCAAAUUCGAGCCAUGUAUGCUGAGCAGAGAGCUGUUGACUUGCAAGCAUUUCAAAAUUCAGUUGUAAGCCAGCUGAGUGAAAUGCAAAGCAUAAUCGAUAAACACAAAGUGACGGGCGUCAAGGGUUUGUUAGGUAAGGUAAAUAAACAAUUUGUUAAGCGAUUAGAUGAUUAUGUCCCAAAACCUCAAAGUCGAGACGGAUGGAAUGAUAGGAAACUCAAAGACAUUGCCAAAAAACUUAUUGAAGUCAAUGGAUUUCUUUUCUACAAUCUUGAGCAUCAACCGGAUUUCUCCUUCUACUACGGUAAGGUGCAGCCUUGCUAUGACUCCCUCAUUAACCUACUUAAGCAUCUUGAAAAAUCCAAUGAAUAUGAUCACGUUUUUACCACCCUUUUUGAACGCUUUGUUAGUGCUCUUCAUGACUUCGCUCCCAAAAACUUUUCGACCCCUUGUUCCCCCCUCCUCGCCCCCCUCAAGGCCGGCCUCGCCAAAUUCACCGAGCAACUCGGCCACGCGUACGUGAACAGGUACUCUGGUCAAAAAUACACUGCGUUAACUGUUACUAAAACCGUUAAGGAGCCUUCAAAAACAGGUGAAUCCGGUAGUAAAGUCACCACCAAAACUGUUACCGAUUUAACCCCUGAGGGCCGCAACUGCGCCAAGGUCUGCCUGACGAUAGUGGAGAUACUGGUUGGGGAAUUAGAGAAGUUGAAAGAGGAUUCAAUGUUACAUAAAAAUAAGCAAAUCAACACUUAUAAACACAACGUUUUUGGCAAAUGGUUCGAGAAACGCGGUUACCGUGUGACGUCAGAGGAGGGUAAGCAUCACGGUGAGUUGCAAGACAAGAGUGACAUGACAGGAAGAAAAAUUUAUGAUGAUCUUCUCAACACGUUUGUUAAAUCAUUUGACAAGCAAGCCGCAGAGACGUGGGGAAAACAGAUGAUGGAGCAUAAAGAAGCUGCUACUGGGAAUCGUCAUCCACCUAGCGUCCUCGACAUUCUCGAUUACCUUUAUACUUGCCUCAACCGUUACAACGAUGUAUGUCACCUGUCCACAUUAACGUCUACAAGAAAGCCUUGCAACGUAUACGAAAUGCUCGUAUGGCUUUCUGGUCUUCCACAUCAUCCUGUCCAUACAGCUAUGCGAGACGUAGCAAUACUUGAACUGAUACAAGAACCCGAUGAUGAAGAAAAGCAUGGAACCGAGGUUGAAGAUGGCCUCAAGAUAUCGUUAGUACAGGCUGCAGAUAUAUCUCUACCAGCGUACCCGAGAAUAAUAUCAUAUGAAAAUAUACGAGCAGCAGUAACACACAUCUGCUCAGAAGCAUAUGACGUGUUGAUUGGCAUCCUCGGAACUGGCGAUGAACUUACAAUCUACGGUAGCGACUACGCUAACAACUCUAUGAAAUUACACUAUCCCACAUCCGGGCAGGACUGUCUCGACAUGUUCCUUGACAUCCUCCGAAGAAUGUUACCAACGUUAAGCUUCUUGAAAAGCCAAUGUAGCCUCACGACUGAACAUCGCGGUUGGUACGACUGCGAGUACGGUAUGAAUACAGCUCCCGCCAAGUGGCCGUGCAAGGACCACUCAAGCGACAAAGCAACGAGUCAACCAACCAAGCAACCAAAGUGCCAACCAACGUGCGAUGCAAACAUCAAAGUAAACUGCCAACCAACUUCCCCUUUAAUGUCCUAUUUGAAUGAUUGUCUACCUGGUCAUUUACCACAUCAGCUCAGCAAAAUCGGUUGCAAAUACGAAUGUGCUACCUGUCCGUCCACUUCUAAAAAAGGAAUGCCAUGUCUAACUCCACUUGGAUUUAGAGGGUUCUCCGGUAGUACGAAGAAAGGCAGGGACGUAUGCAAAGCGCUGACCAAGUUCCUAGAUAAUGUCGAUAUUUCAUGCUUAUUCACUCUUAUGCCAAUGCCGCCUGCCACCUUACCUGAGCACUUCGGAUUUGCGUUGUCUGUUGCGCAGUACAUCAACACUGAGCAACCCGUAUACGUUAAGACUGAUACUUUCUCGUAUGCAUUUGAGUCGUCCAUCGGAGCGCAAUCUGUCGAGCUUUAUAAGGAUUCAUACGCGCUCACUAAAUCCAUCGUUAACGCAUACGGUUCCGACGCCCUAAAACAUUCUGCGUGUGAAAGUUACCAUCUACAAAAUCUUACGAUUAAUAGCGUGUGUAAUAAAGGCCAAAACAAAAAGAGCUGUGUGCCCUAUGUAUCAUCUCUGUGCAACUAUUCUUAUGAAGUAGUCGCCCACAAGCAUGCUAGCACCUACCUUUCCUGGGCCAUCUACCUCCCAUGGACGUUUUGGGACCUACUCAACAAUCUCUACAACGCCUUCUGCUCCAUCAACUGCCAGGACUGGGGAUGCCGUGGAUGUCUGAGAGGUGAUAAGUGUAAGAAGGGGGAGCAUGGUGUUGUUGAUACAGAGAAGCCAAAUAACAAAUGUCAGUGCACUUCCAUCGUCGACUGCAAAGGCGUCGCACCAACGCUCUACCAGUACGGUUUCGUCUUUGGUGAAGCGUCGACGCUGAAUGACAAGGCAUCGCCGAAGAAGUGCUCUGAUUUCUGUAGUCAAUUGAAGAAUGUUCUCAAUUCGCAGUACUUCAAGAAAUUGUUUGAGGAGUGCGACAACUUCCUCUGGAGAAUCCGUGAACCAUUCUCCUACCUUGUCCUUUCCCUCUGGCUCCUUUCCAUCCUCUACCUCAUCCACAUCAUGGUCAUCCGCCUCGACCUGCUCCACAUCAAAUCGCAUCUACAUAGUCCCUCGAGUCAUAGGAUUGCUGCUCAAUCACUACUCGCUGCUGCGCGUGUUAACAAACUGGGCAGGGUGUUUUACCUGCAACCAUAA
This is a messenger RNA of Babesia bigemina, 4842 nucleotides long. RefSeq lists its product as hypothetical. The record is from RefSeq and is a predicted model, not a curated record. The transcript has a single exon. NCBI's taxonomy places the organism in Eukaryota, Apicomplexa, Aconoidasida, Piroplasmida, Babesiidae. Bases 1 to 4842 code for a protein of 1613 amino acids.